Molecule: messenger RNA, 4273 nt
Organism: Xiphias gladius (swordfish)
Lineage: Eukaryota; Metazoa; Chordata; Actinopteri; Istiophoriformes; Xiphiidae
Exons: 20
Coding region: 135-4250 (1371 amino acids)
Source: RefSeq, a predicted model, not a curated record
GACCAUCUCCUAUGUUACCGUGAUGACCAGGUGAUUAGCUCACCUGGCUGCAGAGGGAAAGUUUUCCUCCACAGAGACAGACAGAGACAGAGACAGACACAGUGACAGUUCAGUUUUUCUGUUUCUACUUCAACAUGAAAACUGCUGCUUUCAUCAUUGGACUUGUCUUCAUCUGCUGCGAGUUCACAGAAAGCCCAACAGCUGAAGGUCAACUGGAAGGAUUCGUGGAGACUUCUGUUCAAUCGGUUUGUCGGGACCGUCACCUGUGGAUCCAGGUGGCCUCAAUACAAACGCCUCGUUUCGAGGCUGUAGAUGGAAAUGGUGUCCACGCAAUCAGCGAGCAGCUCGCCUCGCGCUGUGGUUACACUAUCAGCACCUUCAAGAUGGAUGGCUUCACCACCUUCAGAGCUUCGUACUACUCCUGCUUCACACAAAACCAGAAUGACGAAGUGUUCACAUUCAGAUUUAACGUGAUAGUGAGUAAUGGUGGUGAUGGGUGGAUCAGCCAACCUGUCUCUGCAAUAUGUUCUGGUCUGAUCUGGACUCACAGAGAGAUCAUCUGUGAGGAGGACUACAUGGAGGUGAAUGUGAACAGAGUGUCUUCAUGUGGAGGUCAAUGGAGGGAGAGUGGACAGGUGUGGCAGGCUGCCUUAUCUCAGGCUCAGAAGACUGCCAGUUCAGUCUGGAAGCUGAUGUUCUUACAGAGUGAUGGACAGGUUUCCUCCAUGUCCAUCAGUGAGGCCCAGGCGCAGGGCUACAGCCUGACCACGACCGCCCAGAGGGUAGUGCUUCGUUCCCAGUAUAAACAGCCGCACGCCGAGGUCAUAAUGGUGGAUGGCAUCCCUGUGGAGAUCAUCCAGGUUUCUCUUUUCUUUAAGAGGAAGCUGCUGGUGGUGGUGAUCGACUUGUCCAUGGUCUGCACAGUCAAUUCAGGUUCUUUUGACGGUGCCUGGCUGCUCUGGGAUGUUCCCUUGGUCAUGACCCCUCUGGUCGAUGAGGUAGCGAGGUUUGAAAGUCGGAGCCUCAGUGUGGGGGUGGACGGUGUACUACUGGAUGAGCCCACUGCCACCACCAGAGGAUUCAGUCUGGUCCAACGACCAAGACUAGUCCAGAUCAGGGUUCCUUUUGGGGCGGAGGGUGGCUACCGGAAGAGUUUGGUGGUGAACAACAUGUACAAGGAAUUGUACGUGAUUUUUCUGCUGUACGAACAUGUCUUCUCUCUGCUGUAUGAGGACGGCAGCAGUAUAGACACAAGACACCGAAUGCUCAGAGUGCUCGACACACCGCUGCUCUGCCAACCACCCUUCAGCCUCAACCAGACAAUCAGUGAUGACCAGGUGUUCAGUGUCUACCUGGGAAACAUUCCCGGUGAUGUAAUUUUAGAGGAAGUAUGGAUCAACAGGAAGCAGCUGAUGAUGGCAAAGAGUGUUGAACGAGGCAUCAGCAUCAGUCCUGUUGUGCACGUUAAUGGUAGCCAAGCAUACAAGCUCCGGUUGCCCUUCGAGGAUGCUGUUGUCCACUGGACGUACCUGGGAGAAGGUGUAGUGCAGUACUCCAUAGAUAUAAACUUUACUUUAACCAUCAUGCCCCAGAGAGACUCUUACUACCACCAAACAGUCAUCACAGCACGAGUAUUCAAUACAUUCCCUCCAGAGAUCACAGCUCAAUGUUUGGACAGAGGAAUCACCUUCAGUGUGGUCCGACCGCCUCGAACUGAGAGUCUGUGGGAAGUGGGCAUUGACCACGAGCCUCUGACAUUACAGCUGGUGGCCCAGAGAGGGUACCACCUCCACAAUGACACCCAUACAACCACCCUGGAAGUCCCUAUGUUCUCAAUCGGAUACACCUAUGAAGGCAUCAACCUGUCAAACUUUUAUGGAAUAUUUAAGCUGCUUCUGAGAGAUUCCAAAACUCUGGAGGUCCAGACGUCCAUCUCCAAACGCUGCCUCUUCAAAACAGAGGACAUGAUGGUCUGUGCGGCAGAUGGGACCAUGACAGUGGUAACAACUCCAACAUCCACCUGGCCCACGUUGCAGCCUGAAAGAACCAGUCUACUAGACCCAACCUGUCGGCCCAAACAGGCCGACAGAUCCAGAGCCCUGUUUGAGUUCAAGGUGGACUCCUGUGGGACGAGAGCCAUGGUCGGGGAGUCAUAUGUGGUUUAUGAGAACGAGAUCCUCCAUGACAGACAGCUGAUUGCAGACGGACCAAACUUCAUUUCCAGAGAAUCUCAGUUCAAGUUGACUGUGAGGUGCUUCUAUCCACUGGGUAGAGUCAACAGACUUUCUGUGGACAGGAUCUUCAAAUUAGAAACUCCUGGAUUUGGUUCAAUCAAAGUCUUUGAGAGCCUUACAGAUUCAGCAAAUAAAGUCCCUGCUCAUGACUGUUUGCAUCAGGUUUCUGGAAAUGCCACCAAUACCCCAACUAACCAGGUCCACCAAACACACCAAAUCCCUGCAGCACGUGGAGGCAUGAUUUACCAUUUCAUCAAGCCCCGGCCCAAACCUGGACCCAGCCGCUUCAUUACAGUACCAGGAGGAUACAACAAGCUGGUCUCCUCCUCCCAAGGCCUCCAAAGUUUUCCAAUCGUGAAUCUUUCUCCUCAAACUGUUGAUAGCCACCAAGUCCCUCAGGAGGUUUCAUCCCAGACAGAUGAACAAAAUUUAUUCAAUCCUUUUUCAAGCUUUUCUCCCAGAUAUGGCCAGUUACCAGACAGCAGCAUCCAGCAGUCAAACCUCAACACACCAAGCUUCAACUCUGUAGACAUGAGAAGUGAAGAUUCAAGACCAAGAAAUGACAUCUCAGCCUUGGAUUCUUUCAGCAGAACUCCUGAUUCUCCAGUUGUUCAACAAUUGGAAAGUAGCGGGGGAAGCUCUGGUCAGACUCUGAAACUUGGAAGACUGAACAGUUUUGGUGACCAGGUCUGGCACUCUGGCCUGAUGUGGGACCAGUCCACUCUUGGCCAAAAUGGAAUUGUUAAUCUAAAUCAAGACCUGCAGAGUCUUAAAGUCGAUCUUUCUCUCAGCAUGCAAGAGCUGGACCAGCAACAUGAAGCCAAGUCUCCCUUGAGCCUUCAGGGGUCCUCAGGUGGUGAGAUGGACAUGGCAAACAUGGAGAGGCUUGUCUACCAGCCUCAAAGUCUGUAUGAUCCUUUUCAAACAGCCCAGCUUCACCCAGUCCUUAAACCACCAGCUCAAUACAGCUCAGACCACAUCAGCAUAACCAGCCGCAAACCUCUCCUGCCCAGCAGAGACAAGAAAUAUGUUCCUAUCCCUGACUCAUCUGAAGAAACUCAGGAGUCUGUCAGCAAUGAACUAACAUCUACAGCAACCAGCCGAGUUGACCAAAACCUGGAGAGAACCGGAUCCAUUGAAAGGAGGAACACUGAGACAAUUCAGUCCAGAGUGCAGAGCAUCAGAGUCAAACCUCUGAGCAAAUUUAUGUCUUCUGGACAUCAUCUGAACCAGAAACCUGUUUUGAAACAAGGAAACUCUCAAAUUUCUAAUCCCUCCCAGUAUGAAACUGGUCUGACAGCUGUCAGCAAUGAUGGAAACCACUGGACCUCCCAACAGCAUCAAGACAGCACACGUUCAAACAAAAGACAUGAACAUUUAACUGAGAAAACAAGUUUCCAAACCCCAAAGCGGGAACAAGGUCUUCAUGGUGUCCUAGUCAAACUGCAUGAAUCUGCAGUGAUCCGCCUCAGUGAUCUAUCCCCAAACCAGCAGGGACAUCAGCAGAAACCGGUCCAUCCAGCCCCAAACCAGCAAGGACACCAGAAACUGAUCCAGUCAGUGGCUGAGACAAGAAACAGUGGGGGACAGGAAUCUGCUUCAACUCUGAGAAACGUCCUUCAACCAACAGGUGCAUCUCACAGCAGAAUCCGACCUGGUCCUGGUUUCUCUGGAAGACUCCGUACUCAUGACCAGUCCAGAUUGCAGAACCUACAGAACUCCAACUCUGUCACCAGAGGAGGAACCAGCAGGACGACCGACCUCAGCUUCACACUGCAGAACACCUCAGCGACUUCUGUCAACAUCAGAGAAUAUAAACCAACUGGUCCGAACACACAAAGUAACAAGGGCCUGAAUCUCACUGCAGAAGGAGCUGGGUUUACUGGUUCUCACACAAGUCUUAAUGGUCCUGGUGGUCCAGGUUCAGACCUGAAGAUCCACACCAAGUCAGACUGUGUCAGUCAGUAUGGAUCCAGUGUUCACCAAGGCAUCAUGAGAGGUAAACAGAUCAGCUGAUGGAGACCAUUUAAAAAAAAAAA